Dendrobium catenatum is the source of this 648-nucleotide messenger RNA. RefSeq lists its product as uncharacterized. The transcript is spliced from 2 exons. Bases 99 to 641 code for a protein of 180 amino acids. The record is from RefSeq and is a predicted model, not a curated record. NCBI's taxonomy places the organism in Eukaryota, Viridiplantae, Streptophyta, Magnoliopsida, Asparagales, Orchidaceae.
UUCAUUACGCAAUCCAUGCCAGGUCGUUUUUACCAGCCUCCGCUUCUCUCCCUCCUCUCUCCCAUUAAUCCAUCUCCUUCGCCUCCCCUAACUAUUGCAUGGACCUUUUGUCCUCCAAAUCCGAAGAGAAAUCCUUCUCCAAUCUCUUCACCAACAAAUGGCAGUUCGAUACGGCCUUCCCUUCCCUCAAACCAGCCGUGGACACUGAACUCCUUCAGAACUGCGAUCUUCCUCCUCCUCUCAAGCGUUUCUCUCCCGAGCAAUCUUUGUUGGGCGUUUAUGGUUAUAGCAACAAGCAAAGCUUGUUAAUGGCGGCUCUGCAGCGGUCGCAGAGUCGGGCAAGAGAGGCGGAGAGGAAGGAGAAGCUGGCGAUUAUGAGGAGCGGGAAGUUGGGGGCAAUGUUGUUGGAGGAGUCCAUGAAGUUGCUUGUGAUGCGGCGGUGGGCUAUGCUGCUCGAGCUAGAGAUUGCGGUGCUCCGGCGAGAGGAGUGGCGUGGUUUGGGGGAUGAUAAGGCGGCGAUGGCAGCGAAGGAGGAGGAGGAAGGGCAGGUUAGGGCCGUUGGCACCAAAUGGUGCUUAGUGGUUGCGCUUUGCAUUGGUAUUGUUGGGGCAGGAUAUUUGUUUGGUGGAUGCUGUUUUUAAUUAAUUU